Molecule: messenger RNA, 878 nt
Organism: Lingula anatina
Lineage: Eukaryota; Metazoa; Brachiopoda; Lingulata; Lingulida; Lingulidae
Biological process (GO): cell differentiation; multicellular organism development
Cellular component (GO): extracellular region
Molecular function (GO): protein binding
Source: RefSeq, a predicted model, not a curated record
AAUCCUCUUCAAACAACAUCUUGAUAAGAUCUCACUGGUAUAACUGUGUUGAGGUAGUGUUCACUCAAGCCAAAUCCUCCGUGAUGCUAGAGAAGAAAAUGGCUACUGUUUUAGUCCUUCUGUCUUUUGCAGUUGCUGUCCAGAGUGAGCUACCUGCUGAUUGUAACAGUCCCUGUCCAGAGGAAUACACUCCCGUGUGUGGCUCUGAUGGAAGGACUUAUUGGAACCUUUGUGAGUUGCAGGUGGCAUCAUGUCUGUCUGUUGUAAAAAUAAAUGCAAUUGCUGACAUGGAAUGCUCAGCACUUACCACUAAAACCACUACCACUUAUAAGACAACCCCAGAAUUAACUACCCCCAGUACCACGAAAAAACCAACAAGUACCCAAAAACCAACUGCCACUGUUGCUGUCCUGUCUAAGGCUACAACAACCUCAGCCAAAGUUUCCACUACUGUGAAACCUUCAGUUUCUACACAACAAAAGCCAAGUACAACCAACAGACAGUGUGUGUAUAAAGGAUGCCCCUCACCCUAUCCAUUUGUUUGUGGCAGUGACUACCACAGCUAUGCAUGUGAAAAUAACCUUGAGUAUUGGAAUUGUUACCGUGGCACCAAUGUCACUGUUGUCCACAAAGGUCAGUGUGGCAAGUGCCAACAGGUCAAGUGUCCACCUGAUGCCAGACCUGUGUGUGGUAGAAAUGGGAAGCAGUACCAAUGUAAAGAGGCCCUUGAUUACUUGAACUGUUUACAGGACACCAGGAUAGGAAUCCUAUAUGAAGGCCAGUGUUGUGAAAACAUAAGACGUUGUUACUAUAGCGAUAGCAGUGUGUGUGGUACAGAUGGAAAAACUUACAGUUGUGAGUAUACAUCUUGGAGUUGA